AUGGGUAACUUGCACAUCUGUGAUGGCUCCCGAAACAUGGCUCUGAGUGUGUAUAACACACAACAAGGGUUAAAAACAUUUUCCUAUACUGACCAAGAAGCAGCAAGGAUUACCACUCUCACUAAAGAACCCAGAGAUUUCCUUAAAGCUGUUCCGUCAAAAUCUCUCUCUAAGGACUAUGAGAAACUCUUGAAGAAGAAAUUGUCCUACGACGCUUCCACACUUGCUGAGUACCACCGUGUGAAGCGGAUCCCAAGAGGAUUACUCAUGAGUGUUCGCCCUACUCUUAUGCUUGAAAAUAAAGAUUAUUGCGAUAAGUUCGAGCAAAUACUAAACAUGUGCUCUAUGGACAUAAUGGUUCUGACUGUGGACUAUCUGAAUAAGGAAAUCACUGAACAGCAUGAUAAAUUACCCAAAAUGGAAAAUGAGAUUAAAGUCAAUCUACCACAUGACGAGGCUGAUAAAUUGCUGACUAAGGUCAAUCUAACAGUUACUGACCUGAAGAAAGUAAUAGAGGAACGUUAUGUAACUAAUGUACCAAAUAUUAUGAAAUUACAUGAUUUUGGAUUGCGCAAUAAAAGCUCUUAUAUUCCACCUCAAAACAAUCACAGUAUUGAGACCUUCACGCACACGGUAUGCCACUCAUGCUUUAAAAGGCAAGAGAAGCUCCAGCGUUGUGGACAGUGUAAAUUUGCCCACUAUUGUGACAGAACUUGCCAGAAAGAUUCCUGGGUGAAUCACAAACAUGAGUGUGCAGCAAUCAAGAAAUAUGGUAAAGCUCCAAAUGAAAAUGUCAGACUCGCUGCAAGAAUUAUGUGGAGGAUAGAAAGAGAAGGAAGCGGCCUCACCGAGGGUUGUUUAGUCUCCAUAGAUGAUUUACAGAACCACAUAGACAACUUUGAAGAAGAAGAGAAGAAUGGACUCAUGGAAGAUGUUCAGAAUUUUCUUGAUUUCUGGCCAAGUCAGAGUCAGCCGUUUGGCAUGCAGUAUAUAUCUCACAUCUUAGGAGUGAUAAGUUGCAAUGGUUUUACCUUGAGUGACCAGAGAGGUCUGCGAGCUGUUGGUGUUGGAAUUUUCCCAAACCUUUGUCUUGUAAAUCAUGACUGCUGGCCCAACUGUACUGUGAUAUUCAACAAUGGCAAUCAUGAGGCUGUUAGCUCAAUGUAUCACACACAGAUGAGAAUUGAGCUUCGUGCACUUGGGAAGAUCAACAAAGGGCAGGAGCUAAGUGUUUCCUACGUAGACUUCUUGAUCCUCAGUGAGGACCGGAGAAAGCAACUGAAAAAGCAGUAUUACUUUGACUGCACAUGUGAAAACUGCACCAAACCUACGAAGGAUGACUUGAUGUUGGCUGUGAAAGAAGGAGAGGAUAAGCCAGCAGAUAAUGUGGUGAAAGAAGUUAUACAAUUUGCAAAGGAAAGUAUGGAAAAAAUAGACAAAGCACGUUCUGAAGGAAGUUACCAUGAGGUAGUAAAAAUUUGCCGUGAGUGUUUGAAGAGACAAGAACCUGUUUUGGCUGAUACAAACAUUUAUAUGCUGAGGAUCCUGAGCAUAUCUUCUGAAGUGUUAUCCUACCUACAGAUGUUUGAGGAGGCUGCAGAUAAUGCAAAGAAGAUGGUGGAUGGAUACUUGAAAAUCUAUCAUCCAAACAAUGCUCAGCUUGGAAUGGCAGUGAUGAGAGCGGGAGUUACCCACUGGCAUGCUGGGCUAAUUGAAGUUGGACAUGGCAUGAUUUGCAAAGCUUACGCCAUCCUCUUAGUGACUCAUGGACCUACUCACCCUAUAACCAAAGACCUGGAGGUGAUGCGCGCCCAGACAGAAAUGGAAAUUAGAAUGUUUCAGCAGAAUGAGUUUGUUUAUUUCAAGAUGCGAGAAGCUGCCCUGUCAAACAAACCUUUCCAUGUCAUGGAAGAACCCAACAAUGAGACGUCAGGCACCAUUUUUCACAAGAAGCAAUAGAUAGCAGCUGUUACUUCUGUAUUCCAGUUAUUUGUAACUGUUAAAACCAGCAGGAAUACUCUUGAACAUCUGUUUAUUACAGUAUAACUUUGUAUUUUUAUGGAUACUGAUACCUACAAAUACUCAACGUCAUAUUUUGAAAUAGAAUCUUCAGCAUCUUCAUAAUUAAGGAGAGAUCAUGUUGGUCAGAGAUCUGGCCCAAUAUUCACCUGUUGAAGGACAGGAACUCUGUGAAUAUCUUGACAGUAUAGUCCCUGCGCAAUGAUGGAUAUGACAGUAUAGGCCCUACGUAAUGAUGGAUACAAUGACAGAAUAGGCCCUACGUAAUGAUGGAUACAAUGACAGUAUAGGCCCUACAUAAUGAUGAAUAGCCUGCAGUAUAGACCCUACAAAAUGACAAAUAUACUGACAGUAAAGGCUCUAUGCUAUGAUGGAUACCCUGACAAUAUAGGUCUUCUGCAAUGAUGAAUACCCUGACAGUAUAGGUUCUAUACAAUGACGAAUACCCUGACAGUAUAGGUUCUAUACAAUGAUGAAUACCCUGACAGUAUAGUUUCUAUGCAAUGAUGAAUACCCUGACAGUAUAGGUUCUAUACAAUGAUGAAUACCCAGAUAGUUUAGGUCUUUUGCAAUGAUGAAUACUCUGACAGUAUAGGUUCUAUACAAUGAUGAAUACCCAUAUAGUAUAGGUCAGUGAUUGUGAACCUUGGUACUCCAUAUGUUUCAGAACUACAUUUCAUGCUUAGGCACUAUGAAGUCCAGUCAAGCAUCAUGGGAAAUGUAGUUCUGAAACAUCUGGAGUGCCAAGGCUUGCCGUCACUGGUAUAACCCUCUGCAAUGAUGAAUACCCUGACAGCAGUGUUCCCUCUAAGGUACUGGAUUUCAAACCUAUCCUCAGCCCUCCUCAACAGGCCAGAUUUUCAGUAUUACAUUGGAUGGAUGGUAAAAUAAUUAGGUUUACUAAUCAGCUGAUUAUUUCACUUGUGCUCUAGUUCAGAUAUCCUCAAAAUAUGGGCUGUUGAUGACAGGUUUGAAAACCAGUGCUCUAAGGCCAGAUUUUGUGAGCGGCCCAGCAGUGAAAGAGUUAAUAAGGUAAUCAUAACUUUCUGUCUGCAUUGUGUAGUGUUUGUUAACUGCAGGUUGUGAUUCACUAAUUAACUGUUUCACUGCUGAGCUACUCACAAAAUCUGGCUUUAGAGGAAACACUGCCUGACAGUAUUGCCCUCAGCAUUGAUGAAUACUCUGACAGUAUAGGCUCUAUGCAAUGGUGGAAUAUCCUGACGAUAUAGGCCCUCUGUAGUGGUGAGUACCCUGACAGUAUAAGCCCUCUGUAAUAGUCAAUAUCCUGACAGUAUAGGCCCUGUGUAAUGGUUAAUACCCUGACAGUAUAGGCACUAUGUAAUGGUUAAUACUCUUACAGUAUAAGCCCUCUGUAAUGGUCAAUAUCCUGACAGUAUAGGCCCUGUGUAAUGGUUAAUACUCUUACAGUAUAAGCCCUCUGUAAUGGUCAAUAUCCUGACAGUAUAGGCCCUGUGUAAUGGUUAAUACCCUUACAGUAUAAUCCCUGUGUAAUGGUUAAUACCCUGACAGUAUAGGCCCUAUGUAAUGGUGGAAUAUUCUGACGAUAUAGGCCCUCUGUAGUGGUGAGUACCCUGACAGUAUAAGCCCUCUGCAAUGGUGAAUGUCCUGACAGUAUAGGCCCUGUGUAAUGGUGAAUAUCCUUACAGUAUAAGCCCUGUGUAAUGGUUAAUAUCCUUACAGUAUAAGCCCAAUGUAAUGGUGAAUAACCUGACAGUAUAGGUCCUGUGUAAUGGUUAAUACCCUGGCAGUAUAAGCCCUGUGUAAUGGUUAAUAUCCUUACAGUAUAAGCCCUGUGUAAUGGUUAAUAUCCUUACAGUAUACGCCCAAUGCAAUGGUGAAUACCCUGACCAUAUAAGCCCUGUGUAAUGGUUAAUACCCUGACAGUAUAGGCCCUAUGUAAUGGUGAAUACCCUGACAGUAUAGGCCCUAUGUAAUGGUGAAUACCCUGACAGUAUAGGCCCUGUGUAAUGGUUAAUAUCCUGACAGUAUCGGCCCUAUGUAAUGGUUAAUACCCUGACAGUACAGGCCCUGUAUAAUGGUGAAUAUCCUUACAGUAUAAGCCCUAUGUAAUGGUGAAUACCCUGACAGUAUAAGCCCUAUGUAAUGGUGAAUAUCCUGACAGUAUAAGCCCUAUGUAAUGAUGAAUACCCUGACAGUAUAGGCCCUGUGUAAUGGUUAAUAUCCUGAAAGUAUCGGUCCUAUGUAAUGGUUAAUAUCCUAACAGUAUAGGACCUGUGUAAUGGUUAAUACCCUGAAAGUAUAGGCGCUUUGAAAUGGUUAAUACACUUACAGUAUAAGCCUUAUGUAAUGGUGAAUACCCUGGCAGCAUAGGCCCUGUGUAAUGGUUAAUACCCUGACAGUAUAGGCCCUGUUUAAUGGUUAAUACCCUGACAUUAUAGGCCCUGUGUAAUGAUUAAUAUCCUGACAGUAUAGGCUCUAUGCAAUCAAUGAGUACCCUUGAAGUAUAAAGAGAAGAAAUCACUUAGCGCCUACUACUAGAUUGACCCUUAGCUUUGAUAUGUGACCCCUAGAAGUCAGAUAGGUUAUAAGCAAAAAAUGGAAAUUAUCAAAGCGCCAGUGGACCGGCUGGGUUCAGAAUGUAAAACCAAUUCCUUUACAAUGUGGGUUAAAUAAAUAUUUAUUACAACAUUUAAAAUUAAACAACAAGUUCUUGACAAUACUUCCAGGUUUGUUCACUAAACUUGUUGCAUAUAUAGUGUGUAGAGUAGUUGGAUUGUACACAAUAAGAUGCCUUGUAAUAAUGUAACAAUAAAAAUAUAAUGAUGUAACAAUAAAAGAUAAUGUAACAAUGAAAAAA
Molecule: messenger RNA, 4858 nt
Organism: Bombina bombina (fire-bellied toad)
Lineage: Eukaryota; Metazoa; Chordata; Amphibia; Anura; Bombinatoridae
Product: histone-lysine N-methyltransferase SMYD1-like
Exons: 12
Coding region: 1-1959 (652 amino acids)
Cellular component (GO): nucleus
Molecular function (GO): protein binding; histone H3K4 methyltransferase activity
Source: RefSeq, a predicted model, not a curated record